Molecule: messenger RNA, 2334 nt
Organism: Megalops cyprinoides (Indo-Pacific tarpon)
Lineage: Eukaryota; Metazoa; Chordata; Actinopteri; Elopiformes; Megalopidae
Gene: arl6ip5a
Product: ADP-ribosylation factor-like 6 interacting protein 5a
Exons: 3
Coding region: 49-621 (190 amino acids)
Biological process (GO): negative regulation of transport
Cellular component (GO): membrane
Source: RefSeq, a predicted model, not a curated record
UGUGUGCUUGAUGAUCUGUCACGAGCAGUAAGCUAGUUAGCUGCAGUAAUGGCUAAAAUGGAAAUUGCACCACUGAGACCCUGGGACGAUUUCUUCCCAGGGUCCGAGCGAUUUGCCAAGCCAGAUAUCAGUGAUUUAACAAAAUGGAACAAGAGGGUUGUUAGCAACCUGCUAUACUAUCAGACCAAUUAUUUGGCGAUGGGCACCGUCGUUUUUUUAAUUGUGGGGUUCUUGAACCCUCUGGGCAUGAUUCUAGGCGGCGCAGUUGUCACACUGGUUUUCAUGGGCUCGGUGUGGGUUGGGGAGAACAAGGCCAUGGUCAAGGACUUCAAGAAGAAAAACCCCACACUCUUUGUUAUUGCUGUAAUGGUCGCCAGCUACUUCCUCAUGUCCCUCUUUGGUGGGGUCAUGGUCUUCAUCUUUGGGAUCACGUUCCCACUGGUCUUGAUCUUUGUACAUGCUUCUCUGAGGCUGCGCAACAUGAAGAAUAAGCUGGAGAACAAGAUCGAGGGGGCAGGGCUCAAGAAGUCACCCAUGGGCCUCAUUCUGGAGGCAUUGGGCCAGCAGGAAGACAACUUCAACAAGAUCCAAGACUUCCUGGAGAGCAAGCUGAAGGAGUGAAGAGGACUGUUGACGGCCAGCGGAGGACCCCAAACUCACUCUGUUCUCCCGACACACUGGAAGCUGCAGGGCCAGAGCUGCCAGUCAUUAGUCGAGGCCCCGCCCCCUUUUGAGUCUCCUCUCAUGUUCUGUACGCUGACAAUUGGCAGCUCAUUCCCCUCAUUAUUGUUCCCAUUUCCGUGUAAAGAUCUGUAUGUUGCACUUUUUGGAUUCUUUUUUGACACGUUUGCCCUUUAUUUUCACUUUCAUGCAAGCUAGGAAUCGUUAUUGCGAUGGUUAGUGAGACAAGUUUUGCACAGUAUUCACAGUUUAUCUCCGUUGAUGUCUUGUGGGUGUCGUGUUUUAUUUUAAGAAGAAAAUAUUUAUUUGACAAACAUGCAAACUUAUAAGUUCAAAUCUCAGAAAGAGACCACAGUUCAAGACUUGAUCAUUGAAGUAGGACAUGACACAACAAAAAAAAGAAUGUUGGUGUAUUACAUCAUGCCUGAACCCUAUAUUAUAAAGGUUAUAUAGAUUAAAAAGAUGUGUAGACUAAUAGCAGCUCUAUAUUAUAUUUAUUGAACAUGAUGAUGAAAGAAACCAUGAAUUUGUGCUACCUCAGAAUGAUCAUAUUUGUAGAGCUACCCAAGUUCUAGUAGUGUCAUUUUCCCUAAACAGAUGUUUCCUCAAUACUUAUUCAAAUGUUGGUGUAAAUUCACAUUGUUAUCAACAGACUCCUCACUUGAGCAGUGACAGGUUAUAGCAGGUUGUCCUUUUUGUUUCUUUUGCUCUGGGGGGGGAAAAAACUAAGGCAGACUCUGGAAUUAUGGCUAUGCAAGGGGGUAAACUGGAUAAAUGGGGAAAAUUGGGGACGUGGAGCUUCUUCUUUUGUUUUAAAUAAUUGCAUUUUCAUCUAAAAUUGAAAAGCAGCAUGUGGAACUCCUUUCCCCAUCUAUUUAUUCUGUGCUCUGUUAUAGUCCACUGUGGUGUCACAGACAUGGAAAACAUGUAACAAAUCGGGUCACUUAGCAAUAAAGUGAAUUGAACUGAAAUAUGGCAUGGAAUGCAUAAUAAUAAAUUCCUCUCAGCUUUAACAUUACUGAAUAAGCUUUAAAAUGUAAUGAAAUGUAAAAAACAAAUGUUUUGUGUCUUCCUUCUCCAGUGUGUAUCAAGCAAUGCUUAAGAUGUAUCUACAUCGCUUAAAUUUUGGAGAUUAUUUUGAAACUAGACCUGUAGUGACAAGAACCUUUUAGAUGGUUUUCUGGAGUGAAUGCAUGUAAGUUGUACUUACUUUCAGAAGUGGUACUUCCAGUUUAGCAUAAUGCUCAGAAGAGCAGCCAGUUUCCAAGUGUUGCAAGAGCUCUCCUUUUUUAAAUAUAGAUACUGGUGACAGUGCUGUUGAAGAUGUAUUCAUAAACAUUAUUGCCUGCCACAUAAUAUUAAUGGUAUUUGUGUGUAUCUAUUUUGUAACUCCGAAAACAAUGCCUGGGUUUGUGCAUGAACCAUGUUGACAUGAAUAAAUCACAUGUCUCAGCCAAAAAGGUUAUCGGGGAAACCAUACACAGUGGCAUUUUAUACAGUUUGCUUUUCUCCAAUAAGAAAAAGAGUAGUUUAGACUACACGUGUGGAUUAAAAUGCUCCUUCUUUACUCCAUGCUAAUAAAUAAACUAAGAGCCCAACAACAUUGUUUUUUCUGUUUUGAGAAAUAAUAAUUGGAAAUGUGCAGCUUUACAA